Molecule: messenger RNA, 1425 nt
Organism: Lolium rigidum
Lineage: Eukaryota; Viridiplantae; Streptophyta; Magnoliopsida; Poales; Poaceae
Product: mucin-1-like
Exons: 5
Coding region: 1-1425 (474 amino acids)
Source: RefSeq, a predicted model, not a curated record
AUGGCGACGGCCCACCUCCACCGCGACUUCUUCCUCUCGCCGUUGCCGUACCACCUCGCCGAGCUCCGCAUCGAUCCACCGCACUCAGCGGUCGCCUUCUCCGCGCCCGCCGCCGUCGCUGGUGGGCGCAAGCGCCGCUGCCUCGUCCCCGCCGUUUCGCCGCGCAAGAAGAUGCUGCUUGAGCUCCACCCCUUCGACUCCUCGCCCACCCCCACGCCGCCGCCCUCGCCGCGCCGGUCCCCGACCACCGCGCCGCCGUUGCUGUCGCGCAGGGGGUCCCCCGCAAGCGACUUCUCAUUCCCGUCAGCGCGCCCGUGGAUCGGCGGCGGCGGCGGAGGCAACAUCUUCGCCUUCUUCGAGGACACGCUCACGACGCCGUCUCCUACGGGCUCCAAUGUCAGCACUCUGUCGUUCAUGGCUUCUUCGGGGCACCCGACAACGCCCACCACGGGCGGGGUCACGCCCGUGGCAUCGCCGAAGAAGCCCACGCAGGGGGCGGGGCCCACUGCCAACGGUGGUUUCAUGUUCACCGCUUCACCGGAGCAGCCGCUCACGCCAGCGAGCUCCACCGCCGGCGGCGGCUUCGCGUCAUUGUCUUCUGAGCCGUCCUUGUCGCCCAGGGAAUACCAAAGCGGCCGCGCCGAGGCGUCCUUGCUUUCCCCGAAACACGCGCGUACGGGCUCUACCGACAGCGGCGGCUUGGCGUUCUUCCCUUCUCCGGGGCCGGCCAUCGGCCACACAAGUUCUCCUCCGUUCGUCUUCUCGGCCUCGCAGACUUCGGCGCCGCCAGUGCGCAAGCCCGGCGGCGGCAGCAGCAAGCAAAGGCCGCGGCGACAGCACGGCAUCGUGAGCGCGCCCCGCAGGAACCUGCGGCAGUGGGACGUGCCGCAGCAGGCCAUUCAGCCGACGCAGAAGGUUGUCAAGACGAAUGCCUUGGUCACCGGCGAGGCCUCUCGCUCCUCCAUCCUGUCCGACUCGUCGACCAGGCCGUGCUGCAAGUUCUUCACCUCGCCGGCGAAGGCGAGCAAGCAGUCGCAGGAAGCCAGGAAGGUCUCCAGUGAGGAAUCCCACUCGACUUCGUCCUGCGGAUCGCUGGCCAGAUCCCGCAGCGCCUACGUCCCUGAGAAGGCGAGCAAGCAGAUACUUCUAGAGCAGAACACACAGUUAUCUGAAGCUUAUUAUCUUAAAGCUGUAAUUAACACUGUGAUUAGAAUGUCUUCAGUUCUCCAGAUACUUCUAGAGCAGAACACACGGUUAUCUGAAGCUUAUUAUCUUAAAGCUGAUCGAGAGGUGGAAGUGUCCAGCGUAGCCAGAGAGGGUCGCACACACGCCGAGCCAGUAGCCUGCACAGGUGCCGUGGUGGUGGUGUGCGUGACCUGCACUUGUGGUGUCCGGAAGGAGUUCUGCUUUGACCACUGCCACUGA